Loxodonta africana (African savanna elephant) is the source of this 2786-nucleotide messenger RNA. RefSeq names its product potassium voltage-gated channel subfamily Q member 3 (gene KCNQ3). Gene Ontology annotation, biological process: potassium ion transmembrane transport. The record is from RefSeq and is a predicted model, not a curated record. Lineage: Eukaryota; Metazoa; Chordata; Mammalia; Proboscidea; Elephantidae. Bases 16 to 2634 code for a protein of 872 amino acids. Gene Ontology annotation, molecular function: voltage-gated potassium channel activity. The transcript has 15 exons. Gene Ontology annotation, cellular component: membrane; voltage-gated potassium channel complex.
GCGGGGGCGAGGAAGAUGGGGCUCAAGGCGCGCAGGGCGGCGGGGGCGGCUGGCGGCGGCGACGACGGGGGCGGCGGAGGCGGCGGGGCCGCUAACCCCGCCGGUGGGGAUGCGGCGGCGGCCGGCGACGAGGAGCGGAAAGUGGGGCUGGCGCCCGGCGACGUGGAGCAAGUCACCUUGGCGCUCGGAGCUGGCGCUGACAAAGACGGGACCCUGCUCCUGGAGGGCGGCGGCCGAGACGAGGGGCUGCGGAGGACCCCCCAGGGCAUCGGGCUCCUGGCCAAGACCCCAUUGAGCCGCCCGGCCAAGAGGAACAACGCCAAGUACCGGCGCGUCCAAACUUUGAUCUACGACGCCCUCGAGAGACCGCGGGGCUGGGCGCUGCUCUACCACGCGCUGGUGUUCCUGAUCGUCCUGGGGUGCUUGAUACUGGCGGUCCUGACCACAUUCAAGGAGUACGAGACCGUCUCGGGGGACUGGCUGCUCUUACUGGAGACAUUUGCUAUUUUCAUCUUCGGAGCCGAGUUUGCUUUGAGGAUCUGGGCUGCCGGAUGUUGCUGCCGAUACAAAGGCUGGCGGGGACGCCUGAAGUUCGCCAGGAAGCCCCUGUGCAUGCUAGACAUCUUUGUGCUGAUUGCCUCUGUGCCGGUGGUUGCCGUGGGAAACCAGGGCAAUGUCCUGGCCACCUCCCUGAGAAGCCUGCGCUUCCUGCAGAUCCUGCGCAUGCUGCGGAUGGACCGGCGGGGCGGCACGUGGAAGCUCCUGGGCUCCGCCAUCUGUGCGCACAGCAAAGAGCUCAUCACCGCCUGGUACAUCGGGUUCCUCACACUCAUCCUUUCUUCAUUUCUUGUCUACCUGGUCGAGAAAGACGUGCCUGAGGUGGAUGCACAGGGAGAAGAGAUGAAAGAGGAGUUCGAGACCUAUGCAGAUGCCCUCUGGUGGGGCCUGAUCACACUGGCCACCAUUGGUUAUGGAGACAAGACGCCCAAAACAUGGGAGGGCCGUCUGAUUGCAGCCACCUUUUCCUUAAUUGGUGUUUCCUUUUUUGCCCUUCCAGCGGGCAUCCUGGGGUCCGGGCUGGCACUCAAGGUGCAGGAGCAGCACCGCCAGAAGCACUUUGAGAAAAGGAGGAAGCCGGCUGCCGAGCUUAUUCAGGCUGCCUGGAGGUAUUAUGCUACCAACCCCAACAGGAUCGAUCUUGUGGCGACCUGGAGGUUUUAUGAAUCAAUCGUCUCUUUUCCAUUCUUCAGGAAAGAACAGCUGGAAGGAGUAGCCAGCCAAAAGCUGGGUCUCUUGGAUCGGGUUCGCCUUUCUAAUCCUCGUGGUAGCAAUACUAAAGGAAAGCUAUUUACCCCUCUGAAUGUAGAUGCCAUAGAAGAAAGUCCUUCUAAAGAACCAAAGCCUGUUGGCUUAAACAAUAAAGAGCGUUUCCGCACCGCCUUCCGCAUGAAAGCCUACGCUUUCUGGCAGAGUUCUGAAGAUGCAGGGACAGGUGAUCCUGUGACGGAAGACAAGGGCUACGGGAAUGACUUCCUCAUUGAAGACAUGAUCCCCACCCUGAAGGCUGCCAUCCGAGCAGUCAGAAUUCUCCAGUUCCGUCUCUAUAAGAAAAAAUUCAAGGAGACUCUGAGGCCUUACGACGUGAAGGAUGUGAUCGAGCAGUAUUCCGCAGGACAUCUUGACAUGCUUUCCAGGAUAAAGUACCUUCAGGCGAGAAUAGAUAUGAUUUUCACCCCUGGACCUCCAUCUACUCCAAAACACAAGAAGUCUCAGAAGGGGACAGCCUUCACCUACCCAUCCCAACAGUCUCCCAGGAAUGAACCAUAUGUAGCCAGAGCAUCCACAUCAGAAGUUGAAGACCAAAGCAUGAUGGGAAAAUUUGUAAAAGUAGAAAAACAGGUUCAUGACAUGGGGAAGAAGCUCGAUUUCCUCGUGGACAUGCACAUGCAACACAUGGAGCAGCUGCAGGUCCAAGUCAUGGAUGACUACCCAACCAAGGGGCCCUCCUCGCCAGCUGAUGUGGACAAGAAAGAGGAGAACAGGUACUCCGAUUUGAAAACCAUCAUCUGCAACUAUUCUCAGACAGGCCCCCCUGAGCCCCCCUACAGCUUCCACCAGGUGCCCAUCGACAAAGUCGGCCCCUAUGGGUUUUUUGCACACAGCCCAGUGAACCUGCCCCAAGGGGGACCCAGUUCUGGAAAGAUUCAGGCGGCCCUCCCUUCCACAGCAACGACAUAUGCAGAAAGACCCACCGUUCUGCCUAUCUUGACUCUUCUCGACUCUCGAGUGAACUACCACUCCCAGGCUGAACUGCACGGCCCCGUCUCCGACCACAUCUCCCCCCGGCAGAGACGCAGCAUCACACGGGACAGCGACACCCCCCUGUCCCUCAUGUCCGUCAACCACGAGGAGCUGGAACGGUCUCCGAGUGGCUUCAGCAUCUCCCAGGACAGAGACGAUUACAUGUUUGGCCCCAGCGGGGGGUCAGGCUGGAUGUGGGAGAAGCGGUACCUCGCCGAGGGUGAGACAGACACUGACACAGACCCCUUCACGCCCAGCGGCUCCAUGCCUCUGUCCUCCACGGGGGACGGCAUUUCUGAUUCGAUAUGGACCCCUUCCAACAAGCCCACUUAAAGGGGUCACUGGCUGACUCCUCCUUGUAAUGUAGACAGACUUUGUAUAGCUCAGCACUCCCACACCCAGAGCUUACCAGUGGAUCACACUGGCUGCCUCUAAUGCAUGCACGUGCGUGGUGGCCCCCACACAGGCAGGGGCUUGUCACCGCC